Molecule: messenger RNA, 516 nt
Organism: Talpa occidentalis (Iberian mole)
Lineage: Eukaryota; Metazoa; Chordata; Mammalia; Eulipotyphla; Talpidae
Gene: HES3
Product: hes family bHLH transcription factor 3
Exons: 3
Coding region: 1-516 (171 amino acids)
Biological process (GO): regulation of transcription by RNA polymerase II; regulation of neurogenesis; anterior/posterior pattern specification
Cellular component (GO): nucleus
Molecular function (GO): DNA-binding transcription factor activity, RNA polymerase II-specific; RNA polymerase II cis-regulatory region sequence-specific DNA binding; protein dimerization activity
Source: RefSeq, a predicted model, not a curated record
AUGGAGAAGAAGCGCCGGGCACGCAUCAAUGUGUCGCUGGAACAACUCAAGUCCCUGCUGGAGAAACACUACUCCCACCAGAUCCGGAAACGCAAGCUGGAGAAGGCGGACAUACUGGAACUGAGCGUCAAGUACAUGAAAAGCCUUCAGCACGCAGUGCAAGGGCUCUGGCCGGUCCCCAGCGGAGCGGAACACCCGUCGGGCUUCCGCGGCUGCCUGCCCGGCCUGGGCCCGCUCCCGCGGCGCGGCGAGGACGGCGGCGGCGCGCGCUGGCCCCUGGCGCUCGGGCGCGCGGGCGGCAGCACCAUGGACAGCGCCGGCCCCGGCCGGGAGGCGGCCGCGCCGCGCGCCCCCAGCGCCCCGGCCGUCUGGGGUCCCGGCCCCGCUGCGGGCGGCUCCCGGCCCUCGCCCCCGCGGCUCCCCGGCGCGUCCACCCGCGUCCCGGCGCCCCCGCCGGCGUCGCCCCGCUGCGCCGAGAGCCCGCGGCCCGGGCUGCACGUGUGGCGGCCCUGGUGA